Amorphotheca resinae ATCC 22711 is the source of this 716-nucleotide messenger RNA. RefSeq lists its product as hypothetical. Bases 150 to 575 code for a protein of 141 amino acids. The transcript has a single exon. Lineage: Eukaryota; Fungi; Ascomycota; Leotiomycetes; Helotiales; Amorphothecaceae. The record is from RefSeq and is a predicted model, not a curated record.
UGCAAGCAUCCGUCAGAGCUCGUCUUCAAGGUACGCUCGAGUACCUUAACGUUCGUAGGUGCUGGUGGAGUCCGAGGGGAAAUGUCGAGCGAACAUAGAGACUGUUUGCCACUAUCACGCCGUGACGAAUCUCGUGGUAUGCAAAGACCAUGCACAGAGGUACGUUGGCUCUGCAGAGAAGGGCAUGCACCAGGCCAGAUUAUCGUGUCGUAUGCCGGAUUUGGAGCUCAGCAGACGCUGUGAUAAUGUGGUGUCCGACGAGAGAGACAGCUCGGCUUGCGCUCUUUGGUCAGUGCGACAUGGGAAGGCGGCUACAUUGGCGGGAGCUUGUGAGGGGGCAAUUGGUGCUGCAGGAUACAAAGCGUCAAAGAGCAAGUUUGGGUAUAUCGGGGGGGUUUGUACUGGUAGAAGAGCGCCCCGAUGUGACCGCCAACAUUUGUUGUAAUCGUCAAAACAGGGACGAUCUGCGCUUGCUACGAUACAUCAUUACUCAGCAUGGAACUUCUGCAUCGCCCAUCACCAUCAUGCUCUUUCGUCACACAGAUAAAAAAAAAGAGAUUUCUGAUAUCUAUUGAUAUCUACGAAUCGAAAUCUUGAUUCGAUGGGGAAGUCGUGGCCUUCAAAAUAGCCUCCAUACAACCAUAACGCAACCCGUAGAAUGCUAUCCCUCCACCAAGGCCCUCCACCGAAGGUUUCUCGCUAUGCUAAAUCAUGGG